AUGGAUGAAUACAAACGACGUAUCCCUUAUCUCUUUAGGUUAAAUCAACAUGUCAUUGUUCUUAGUUCAAAUCUCUUGGGGACCGUAAGAUACCUUGAAUUAGACAUAAAAGGUGCAGGAAAAAAUAAUAGAUAUCUUCAGGGUAUUCAAUAUUUUACUUGUCCUUUAAAUACAGGUCUUUUUGUUUUAGCAUCAAAGUUAAAGCCAGUUGAAGAAAAAGAAGAAACGAAAUCAAAUAAAUCUUUAUUACAACCAACAAGACGUAGAGGGAAUAGAAAGGUAGUAACUCGGACAAUCACAAAAGAAUCCAUACAACAAGAUCUAUCAGAAACAACAGCAAUAACAACUCAUUUAACUCGAAGGAACAAGUCUACACAAAAACACUCAUCAUCAUCAUCUUCUUCUUCUUUAUUAGCUAAUAAAGAAGAAACACAUUAUAUAAAAAAAAAAAUAAAGAAAAAACCAAUUCCCUUGCGUCGAAAACAAUUCUCUUCAGAUAAUAAUUCAUCUUUACUACAACAGAGAUUAAACUCAUGUAAUAAUAAUAAUAAUAAUUUACAUGAAAAGGAGGAAAGUUUCAACAACUCAACUAGAAUUACAACAGAGGGUCAACAAGUUAGAUAG
This is a messenger RNA of Cokeromyces recurvatus, 624 nucleotides long. RefSeq lists its product as uncharacterized. Lineage: Eukaryota; Fungi; Mucoromycota; Mucoromycetes; Mucorales; Mucoraceae. The record is from RefSeq and is a predicted model, not a curated record. The transcript has 3 exons. Bases 1 to 624 code for a protein of 207 amino acids.